AUGGUCGAGUAUCUCUAUCAGCUGGACUACGAGGUACGACCUCACUGCCCAGAAACAGACGCUUCUAUCGGCCUAGACGAUUGGACAUUGGACACGGACACAGAAAUGGACAGCACAGAAGCUCCCAGUGAAUUGACUGGAGGUCUAGUGACCACAGUAGAUACAAUAUCGGUACACAUAUUGAUGUAUUCCCUCACAGACCGAAUGUUCAUCGAAGGACUUAAGGUUCUUUCAAAGGAAAAAGUCGAGCAAGAGCUGGGCAAGCGACUGAACUAG
Messenger RNA from Penicillium coprophilum, 276 nucleotides. RefSeq lists its product as uncharacterized. The transcript has a single exon. The record is from RefSeq and is a predicted model, not a curated record. Bases 1 to 276 code for a protein of 91 amino acids. NCBI's taxonomy places the organism in Eukaryota, Fungi, Ascomycota, Eurotiomycetes, Eurotiales, Aspergillaceae.